UCCCGUCCCCUCCCCUCCCCUCCCCUUCGCUCGGUCUGCCGGGGCCGGGAGCGAGUCCGGUUUGGCGUGGCAGGAAACAAAAUGAGGAUCAAACUUGUUGAGAAACUUCAAAGCAAGAACAGCUUCCUGAAUGCUUUGGAAUAAGGAGGCCGGGACAGGGUUUCCCACCUCAGACUCGGGUCCCUGGGCCAGUGACAUGUGGUUGACUUGAGGGGCCGCCAAGGAUGGAGGCCGAGGAGCCUGGGGACAGAGCUGACCACGACUCAGGGCGGCCGGUCCUUGCACCGGAUGGGAACGGGAGCCCGCUGCUGCCUCAUGAAAACCCUCUGCCCCCACAGAUCAUCUCCGCAGCCGGGAGCUGGGCGGUGGCGAGCCAGGAGGGUGAGGUGGCUUCUCCUCCCCUGAGCCGCAGGGAGAGGAUUCCUCUGGCCCCCCCGCUGGACACGCCGGGGCUGGAGGAGGGGGCCGCCGGUGCCUUUGAGGGCGGAGACCUCUCCUCGGCGGAAACACCUGUCCGAAACCUGGCUGGGCCGGAGAGAGAACAGGAGCCUGACCGUCCCCCACAGGAGUCCGAGGAUUCGGGACCCAGCCAUCCUGGGCUCCUCACCCCCUCGGAUGGAACCCAGGCCACAGGGGUGGAGUCAGAUGGUGAGACUCUGCAGGCCCCUGGCCCUGGGCAAUCGGUCGAUAGCCGGCGGCAUGGUCGGGUGAGCGGGACCGUGUCUCCGUCAUCCUCUUCCACGCUGUCCCCGUCCAGCACGGAUGAAAUGUGCAUAGGAGACCGAAGCUGUGACACACAGAGUCCCGAGUCACUGUGGCUGGACCCGUCGGCGCUGGACACCCCCGGGGCGCUGGACGCUGCCUCCCCCAGUCCCUGUGACGUUGACCUGCAGCCUGCCGGGGUUCCCGCCGCCUUGGUUCGUGACGAUCCUCGCUCGUAUCCGCAGAGUAGCAGCAGUGAUGGCGACGGGGUCAUCGGACCGGCCGGUGUGGGAUUAGAGACUGUGGGGGUCGGCCCCCAGGUUUCAGGAGGAGAAGAUCUCCCGGCUGGACCGUCCACACCGGAGCCGCCCGGCGACUUGUUGGCUGAUCAAAAGACCAGUGUCCUGGGACGGGGGACGCCGGGCCCCCCUGCAGCAGCCCAGUGCUCGUCCAGAAGCAGACCUGGUCACUCGGGCAUUGAGCGCCCUCUGCCUGUGGCGUCCGGGGACGGUCCACGCCAGCCAGAACCUCGGCCUCAGGACAAGGGGGAUGUCACCAGAGAAAUUCCGGCAGUGCCCGGGAAACCCACCCCCAAGGGGAGCAGAUCGGCCCCGGGGUCCGCGGGCCUGACCUCGCUGGAGCUCCGGGGUGAGCUCACGUACAUAGUUCUGAGCCCCGGUCCCGGAGCCUGCACCUCCACACCCAUCCCGGGAACCCAGGUCAAGUUUCCAUCUGCGGCGUUGGACAAGCUCCUGGUCAGCUCGUGCCAGGAGGGAAAAGCGGGCGCAGGGGCACGGGGUGGAAAGGGCUUGUUGGCCAAAAAUCUGGGGCCCCCGACGGGGUCGGCGGCCGGGAAGCUGAACCCCAGACCCGGUACCCCAGCUGGGGGCCGCUUGCGGAAAGCCCAGAUCGUCAGCUUCCCGAGGCCCAACUUCCAGAACGUCCGACCGAAGGUGAUCUCACGGCUGGUGCCCAGCGAUCGGGUGCCGGUCCGAUCCCCGCAGGUGUCCGCUUCCCCGCGGCUGCCAGCCGCCGGUCCCAGACCGCCGUGCUCCGUGCGACCGGGAGCUACGGUCCCCGCCCUCGCCGGUAAGGCCGGCAAGCAGCCGCCGCUCAGCCGGCCGAGCCCGGGCCCCGCCGGACAGGGAGCUGCCCGCUUCAGAAAUGCCGGCUCCCAGGCCCCCUGGGUGGCACCGGGGACCAGGCCUUCCGGCCCCCAGGGGCUGGCCGUGCCCGCUGCCGCGGGGGUCCACCGGAGGCCCCGGCCUCCCCUGGACAGUCAGAGGGAGAGUACUAGGGUUCUGGGGGAGACAUUCAGCCCGAGCAGCGAACCCCAUGGGAGCCGAGGGCCGGAGCCGACGAGGGAGAAGCUGGACGAGACCUACGACCGGGCACCUCUGGACUGGGUCUCUGGAGGUGCCGCCAAGACCCCGUUGGGCCACAGCCCCCCUUCCCAGACCAGCCCUCUGAGUUGUGGCGAGGUUCCGGUCCUCCCAGCCGCCGGCGGGAACUCCUCACUCUCUCCACACCAGAACGGCAAUGGCAGAAACGUCCGUCCCAACCCAGCCACGUCUCCUCCAAGGGAACAGCCUCCCACUGCCUCCAGAAAUCCGGCAGUGGCGUGUGGGAGGGCAUCGUUUCUGAAACGCUGCCUCCCCUCCGGCACAGGGGAAGAUCCCGCGUCUCCACGCAGGAGGCCCGUCGCCAAGAAGGUCUGCCCGGUGACAGGAGCCGUGCCCAGAUUGCAGCUGCCCCCGGCGGGGCCCGUGCGGCUGAGGACGCCCAGCGGCUCUUCGAUCAGCAGCUCUCGGAGCGGUGGCAGCACGAGCAGUGGGAGUGCCAUCAAUGCCGCCUUCAUCAAGAACCGGAAGAACCCUCUCCCCACGUUUUCCAAUGGCAUCCCAGCGCCUGUGUUCCCGAAGCCCCCAGCUCCUAGGGUCCGGUUGCCCUCCGCAAGGAGCCCAGCGAAAGGGACGAAGAGCAAGGUUGCUGCAAGUGGCCCUGGCCUGGCCCCGUCCCCUAGGGGACCGAGCAGGGCUGCUGAUGCCAAGACCAGGCCGUUUCUGGGCUCAAGGCAGAAUGUGUCCAGGCUCCUCUUUCCGGCCUCCAAUCUGGUGGAGAGGAGCAAGGAGAAGACCGGAGGCAGGCCGGGCCCCCACCUGCCAGCGUCUCCAGACCGGCCCCCUCCGGACAGCGGCCCUGAGCUGGCCCGGAUCAGAGCCACGAGUGAGAAGCAGCACGGCACCAUCCUGCAGCUGCGGCGCCUCCUGGUCAGCGGUUCCCGCGGGGUCGAGGCAUUGGCCGUGGUGAUCCAACACCUGCUGGCUGAGCGGGAGGAGGCACUCAAACAGCGCAAAGCCGCUUCGCAGGAACUGGCCACCCUGCGGGAAGAGCUAGUCUUGGCCUCGACCGCCCGAGAGCAGCUGGAGAGGGACAAGCGGGACCUGCAGACGACGUAUGAAGGGUUAAUUCAGAAGCUGGACCAACACUACCAGGCCGACCGGACCGAGCUGGAGGAGCGGCUCCGGGACUUCUACACCGCCGAGUGCGAGAAGUUGCGGACGCUGUGCAUCCGGGAGGCUGAGAAUUACAAGGAGCAGCUGCAGGGCCAGGUCGACACCCUGAAGACAUCCCACGAGGCCUUCAAGCAGGCGUGCGAGUCCAGCCAUGCGGAGAAAAUAGACCUGCUGAGGGAGGAAUACGAGACGUCGCUCUCGGAAAUCAAGAAGAGCCACGAGCAGGAGAGGAAGUCUCUGGAAGACUCCCUACUAGAGAGACGGGAGCUGCUGGAGAAACAGAUCCUCGAGCUCCAGGCCGAGAAUGAGGCUGUCGGGGAGAGGCUGAAGCAGGAGGAACAGCGGAGGCUCUCCAGGGAGAAAGCAGAUCAAAACCCCCAGCUCAUGUACCUGGAGCAGGAGCUGGAGAGCCUGAGAGCCGUGCUGGAGAUCAAGAACGAGAAACUGCACCAGCAGGACAUCAAGCUGCUGAAGAUGGAGAAACUGGUGGACCACAACGCGGCCUUGGUGGAGAAGCUGCAGCGACUUCAGCAGGAGAACGAAGAGCUGAAAGCCCGCAUGGACAAGCACUUGGCAUUCUCCAGGCAGCUUUCAACGGAGCAGGCAGUCCUGCAGGAGUCACUGGAGAAGGAGUCGAAGGUCAACAAGCGCCUGUCCAUGGAGAAUGAGGAGCUGCUAUGGAAACUGCACAACGGCGACCUCUGCAGCCCCCGGAGAUCCCCCCCGGCCCCGCGGGACCCCAGCCCCAGUUCCUCCCCGAGAUGACGUCGGCCCGCCCCGCGCUGCUGAACUGGAACUGGACACCGGAUGUCGGAAACGGCUGGUCCGGUACCACGGGAGGACAGGGCUGCACACGGCGCGGGCCGGGGAUUGCACACGGCACUUGGGGCGGAGGGCUGGUCCUGCCCGGCCCAGGGGAGGAUCCGAUCCGGGGCCGGGGAGGCCGCUGCCCGGGGUGAGGGUUGUGGGGGGAGGGGGGUGCCUGCCGCCGUCACCGCCUGAUGAAAGCCGGACAGCCGGUGCUGCCACCAGCUUCGCUCAGCCAGAGGUUGUCCCUGUGAAGGCCCAAGCUGUCAACGGGCAAAGUCAGAGGUCAAACUAGGAAUCCCCUCUUCCCCUCACAUCCACCCUUGGGGCCGGUCUCUUUCUGAGGGUCUGGGUGGGUUGGCGGCGGUUGUCCUUUCCCGGAGUCCAGCUGGAAAGGCUGCCGGACUUCCGGCCCCACCCAGAGCAGCAGGCAUAGAGGACGCCACGUGGAGCAUUAAUUAAUUAAUUGAUUGAUUGGAGCCCCCGAAUCUCAUUAUCCCACACUGGGACACCUCCCCGCCACCGCGUCCACCCACCGUCCGCUGCUUUAGAUAAUUGCGGGAGAGAGGGAUCCGGGCAGAGAAACCCGGGUGGGUGCCCGGGGGCGAUCAGGGACCCAGCCUCACCUGCGAUAGUGGGGAGGGACCGGCGCGCCGGGAGCCAGAGGAGUGCCUGCCGCCAUUACGGGAAGAGGCUGGAGAAGGCCUUCCCAGCCACGCGUUCCACCUAGGGAAAGCCAGCCUGGCUUGUGGAGACCGGAUGAGGUAGCUGGUCCCGUUUGAGCCGGUCCAGGCGGCCCAGAUGCGGUAGUCGGUUCUGUCCGUGCCGUUCCAGUCGACCCGGAACACCCUCGAAGCCGAAGUGGUCGCCGGGGGAGAGUCCAACGCUGAUGGCGGCCAUUGCCUGCCUUGUGCUGGCCUUGGGCUUGGAUGGGUUUGGCUCCUAAGCUUUUCCGGCACUUCUGACCACAAAUCCCUGAAGCUCGCCGGGGCGGGCGGGGUCACCUCUGAGUGGAACCUCCCUGAGUCAAAGGCGGCAGCGGUGGCGGCAGGUCAUGUGUUUUGCAGUUGGUGGGUGUUUAAUAAAUGCAUUUUUACUGAUUUCA
Molecule: messenger RNA, 5130 nt
Organism: Ornithorhynchus anatinus (platypus)
Lineage: Eukaryota; Metazoa; Chordata; Mammalia; Monotremata; Ornithorhynchidae
Gene: MTUS1
Product: microtubule associated scaffold protein 1
Exons: 16
Coding region: 225-3983 (1252 amino acids)
Cellular component (GO): cytoplasm; nucleus
Molecular function (GO): microtubule binding
Source: RefSeq, a predicted model, not a curated record